Molecule: messenger RNA, 903 nt
Organism: Naegleria gruberi
Lineage: Eukaryota; Heterolobosea; Eutetramitea; Acrasida; Naegleriidae
Exons: 1
Coding region: 1-903 (300 amino acids)
Molecular function (GO): oxidoreductase activity
Source: RefSeq, a predicted model, not a curated record
AUGUCAUCCACCAAAGUUCUCGUUGUAGGUGCCACUGGUCGUUUAGGAUCCUUGAUUACCUCUGCCUUGUUGAACAAACCAACAGUUCAAGUUUCUGCAUUGAUCAGAAAGGGAAGUGAAACCAAAGCUGAACAAUUGAAAGAAAAGGGAGUUCAAUUGAUUAGUGGAGCAUUGAAUGAUUCUGUAGAGGAAUUACAACAAGCAUGUCAAAAUGUUGAUGUUAUUAUUAGUGCUGUUAUUGGUUCUGAAGACACCAUUUUGGAUGGUCAACUAAGAUUGUUGGAAGCUGCCAAGAAGGCUGGCGUUAAACGUUUCAUUCCUUCUGAUUAUUCUGCUGAUUAUUUAAGAGCUUCCAUUGGUGAUCAUGAUCACUUUGAUAUGAGAAAGCAAGUUGCUGAACAAGUGAAACAGUCAGGAAUUGGUUACACUAUCUUUUUGAAUGGAGUUUUCAUGGAAACUUUCUUUGGACCAUUCUUGAACAUAAUUGACACCAAGAAUCACAAGAUUACUUAUUAUGGAUCUGCUGAAACUCUUGUUGAUACAACUACUUACGAAGAUGCUGCCAAUUAUGUUGUCGAAGCUGCUCUUGAUCCAGAACAAUUGAACAAGAUUGUUACUGUUUCUGGUGAUCGUGUCACCUAUACUCAACUAGCUCAACAAAUUGAACAAGUCACUGGACAUAAGAUUACAUUGGAAAGAAAAGGAAAUGUUGAGGAUCUUAAGAAACUCAUUGAAACUACCAAAAAUACCACUCAUAACGUUUGGGCCUACAUUGGAAUGCAAUAUCAAUACGCUCUUCACAGUGGAAUUUGUGAAUUGAAGAAUAUUCAAAAUAACAAGUAUCCAAAUGUUCAACCAACUUCUAUCAAGCAAUGGCUUGAAAAGAAUAAGAACAUAUUUUAA